This is a messenger RNA of Symbiodinium natans, 336 nucleotides long. Lineage: Eukaryota; Dinophyceae; Suessiales; Symbiodiniaceae. The record is from the annotation of a GenBank genome assembly.
AUGCAGCCGAUCCAACUCUACUUCACUAACCUCAAAGCCUUACAGCCAAACCGGUCAGGUCGGCUUCUGACGGUGCUGUUGGCCCCCUACCUCUCGCUGGGCAACACUUCCCUGAAUCUCCUGGUGAAGCCGCAGGACCUUUGCUCGGCGGCCACGGGUUUGACCAGUGGCCAGCGGCCGGAUACGUUCAUGUCCUGGUUGGUGCUCGGCGCGGCUCUGCGUGCCAGCGGCCCCAAAGGACAAGAACUGGAGGAGGCUGGAAGGGUGCUUGCUUUCCUUUGCUGCAGGUGUUUCGGCCUGGUAUGGGAUGUCGGUGAGUCAAUGCCAACAGCCUAG